Messenger RNA from Capsaspora owczarzaki ATCC 30864, 3102 nucleotides. Its product is annotated as exocyst complex component Sec10. Gene Ontology annotation, cellular component: exocyst; cytoplasm. The coding region runs from base 1 to 2904 and encodes 967 amino acids. The record is from RefSeq and is a predicted model, not a curated record. Gene Ontology annotation, biological process: exocytosis; Golgi to plasma membrane transport. The transcript is spliced from 4 exons. NCBI's taxonomy places the organism in Eukaryota, Filasterea, Ministeriida, Capsasporidae.
AUGAAGUUUGGCAAUAACGACCCGUUCGUCGCUCGGGACUUUGUCGAGCAGCUGGCCAAGAAGGCGCUCAACAAACAACGAGGAGCGAAGGCAGCAGCGACUGGCGCCCGAGGGUCACCUGCCACCACGGCUCCAGGAAGCGCUUCUACUACGAGCACUACGAGCACUACGAGCACUGCGACAGACGGCAAGGCGGCAGGAGCAGGAGCAGGAGCAGGAGCAGGAGCAUCGGCACUCGCAAAGCUGCGCAAAGACAAGGACAAGGAGCGUGCGAGUCGCGCCGAUCACGCCAGCGACGGGCACGCUUCCGUGACAGGUGUAUCGACGUCCUCUGCUUUGUCCGCCGGGCGCGAUCGUGAGCGCGAGAAGGAGGCUGCUGCUCUGGCGGAACUCGGCGGCAAUGCCAAUUCAGUGGGCGAUUUUGAUCCGCAGCCCUUGCUUCAGCUGUUCAAGGACGGCAUCAGCACACUCGGCGCGCUUGGCACGUGGGUUGAAGACAAGAUUACCAGGAUGGAGUCCUCGUGUCAAGAAGCAGAACGAAGGUACCGUGCAGAGACAGCCAAGCUCAACCAAGGAUAUCAGAUUGUGGUGACGGGCUUCUUUGAUCUGGACGACCGGAUACAAAACAUUGCCGCCAAAGCAGUCCAUCUCGGCAACCGGCUGGAAACGGCCAAUGUCAAGCGAACGCGCGCUCAGGAGGCGCAAGAGUUGAUGAACAUUUUCUCGGCGCUCGACUUGCCUGGCCAAAUUAGCACUCUGCCGCAGCACAAGGGUCGCGGAACGAGACGGCAGCUGGAUACGGGGAAGGGCGCUGUUUCGACAACAGAGCUCAAUUCGGAUGAUAGUGGCGACGAGAACGACACCAAGAAGGCAGACCAGGGCGCUGCUCAGGCGGCCGCCGACACAGCUGCGGCCGCGGCAAUGGCUGCUGCAGCGGCCGCGUCUGCCGAAGGAGACGACGCCGCUCCCACUGGAGCAGCUUUGGGUCUGUUCGCUGGCAUGCCGCAUCUGAACGACGAUGCUGCAAACAUCCGGCAAUGGCACGCUCGCAUCACGGCCAUGUUCUUUGCCGAGACCACCAACAUCCACCAGGCCGCCGCGUUGGUGCAAAAGCUCGACUUUUUGGCGCAGGAACUGAGUCUGAGCGACCGGUUUGGACUUGCGAAGGAACGCAUUGCCCUCACCUACAGCUCCAUUGAGGCCAAGCUCCACGAACGCUUUGCCCAAGCGCGCGGCUCGGGCGAUGUCGAGGAAAUGAAACAACUGGCCAACACGCUGUAUUCCUUCCGAAACUACAACCUGUGUGUCGAGACCUUUAUCAACUUGCAUCGGUUCUUCAAGGGGACGGGUGCUGAUUUCACGACUGCCAAGGGUGUCAUGCUGUCGGACGUGGAAAUUUUCGACGACAUGGUCACCGAGUGCAUCAAGGAGGGCGAGCUCAUCCAGACUGUCUUCCGGAAUCCCGAGAGCAUCAUGGCCAAGUUUGUUGCUCGCAUUUUCGAGCAGCGACUGUCGAGCCUCGUCGAAACCGAGCUGAAGGCUGCCAUCACCAAGGACUACACAAACUAUCUCGCCCGGCUGUACCGCCUCUUCCAGCUGACGCAAGAAAUGGUGCGCAAGCUCACUGCAGCCAACUUUGGCGCUGAUCUGCCGACUCUGGUUGAUUCGGUUUUCCAAUCCUACUUGAGCGACUAUGUCCGCUUCGAAGAACUAGCAUUGGAGAUCAAGUACACGUCACUGUUGCAGCAGUUCUACGAGUCGAUUCAUCACAACCGUCGUGAUGCAGCAUCCACAAAGGGUCUGCUCGAAAAGGCACGCGAGUUCAAGGACAAGCUGCAGGCUGGUGCCCAACUCAUCGGAGACCUCACGAUCAAUAACCCGUUCAUCAACUCGAUCGCGACCACCCUAUCCCCGUCGAGUUCAAACGCAGACACCAAUCCUUUCGGAAGCAGUGCCGCAUCCGCGAGCGCGUCGGCGUCCACCCCGAGCGAUAACUUGCUCUCGAUCGAGCUCGCUCUCACGCUCAUCCACUUGAACGCGGAUGCCCUGCAGCGGUGCCAUCUCCUGUCAACCAACAUUGACAUUUACAACAACGCCCAGGCCAUCUUUGCAAAGCUGCUGGACGCGCUCUGUGUGAAUCACGUUGGGUACGCGCUGGACGUUGCAUUGGCUGGGCUUCCUGCCGCAGAGCCACGCACGGAGCCAAACAUUCAGUUUGUGAAUGUGGUGCACGCGGCCAACUACGUCUUCCAUUUGCUGCAGGGCCAUUUCAGGAAUGUGAUUCUGCCCGUCGUGAGCCAGUCCUACCCAGCUCACUCGGCAUGUGUGAAUGAGAAGAACCGCGUGAUGGAGACGCUCGAAAGCAAGAUUAGCACCGGGUUGGAACGAGUGCUGGACUGCGUCAGCUUUUGGUUUGAGCGCAUCCUCGACCGCGACCAACAGCGCACAGACUUCCGCCCCGACGACAACGACGUGUCCGUGUUCAACAAACCCAGCACUGUUGCUUGCCAACAUGCGGUACAGUACAUGGCCCGCCAGCGUGAUUUGAUUGUGAAUGCGCUGGAUGGGCGCAAUCUCGAAAUCAUCUCGACGGAACUCGGCACGCGGUGUCACACUGUGCUUCUCGAUCACCUGAAAAAGUUUACCGUCAAUUCUCUUGGCGGACUUGUGCUGACGCGUGACAUUGCCGAGUACCAGUCGUGCAUGCGCAAAUUCAACUUGCCAGCGCUGAUUGAGCUGUUUGAGACGCUGCGCGAGCUCAGCGCCAUCUUUGUGGUCAAGCCCGAGAAUCUUCGCCAAGUCUGCUCCGAGGGCCUUCUCGCGCAUGUCGAUCGUGAGACGAUCAUGGCCUAUGUGCGUCAGCGCGCUGACUACAAGUCUGCCGGAGUGGCGCGUUUCUUCUAGGUGGAUGUUUUGUGUUUGGUGUAGUUGUUCUUGUUGUUGGAUGUUGGGGAUGUUGAUGUUGGCGUUGGUGUUGAUGAUUGGUCUUGUUGAUUUUUUUUUUUUUUCGGUCUUGAUCGGGCCCCCUGUUUGUUUGUUGCGGUUGUUUCGUGUGUGUGUGUGCUUUCAAGAAUAACAAACGUCCUUAUUCGUGAUCGAAAA